Molecule: messenger RNA, 807 nt
Organism: Frankliniella occidentalis (western flower thrips)
Lineage: Eukaryota; Metazoa; Arthropoda; Insecta; Thysanoptera; Thripidae
Exons: 5
Coding region: 1-807 (268 amino acids)
Source: RefSeq, a predicted model, not a curated record
AUGGCUUCUAUCUGCAUAACGGAGUUGUCUCCUGCUGUAAAAUUCAGGUCUUGGCACGAGAUUUCGUCUGGAGAACUGCUUUGGGGGCAGAUUGACAUAGAAUUCAGCCAAAGUGACAAGAAGAGCCAAAAACUCUUUCGGGCUGCGUUGCGCCGUGCACCAACUCUUCGCACUAUUGACCUUUCGGACAACUACUCAGGAUUAUCGGAGAAUGGCGGUGUCUGGCGCGCCCUCAAGAACGGCGUGACUGAUGUGCGAGGCCUCAUCGGGCUUCGAGAGCGGACCACCGACAAGAAUUACAUCCUUAAGCUGUUGGUCAAGUACGGGCCGCACCUUCGCCGCCUCGCCUUGACGCUGGGGCCGGGUGCCUCUGACUACGUUGCAAAACUUAGCUCGGGCGCCACCGUCCGUGUCUUUUCCCUCAUCAGCCAGAUGCCACAGCUAAGGCGCCUGGUUAUAUCUGAUGAGACGCUGCGCAUGGACAUGUACAGUGGUGACUUCAGACAGGGCUUGCCACAGCUCCGCCACGUGGGCUUUUGCGGCUUUCCUGAACAACCGUGGACGAGUGAUCAAGAGAAUGUCAUGAUACUAGAUAUUUUGAAGAACAGAAAGGAAUUCCUGAAAACGAUCGACCUGGUGUGGACGAACCACGGCGAAGAGGUGAACAGCAUGUUUCCUGAUGUCGCUGCCCUGAUGAAGCAGUUGGAAUCUACUCUUGGGCCGGUUAUCAGAAACGUCUGCCCAAAACUAAGGACCUUCACAGUUGGAGAGUUCAAUUCGUCGGAUUCCAUCGUUAUGAAAACAUAA